This is a messenger RNA of Eremomyces bilateralis CBS 781.70, 1700 nucleotides long. Its product is annotated as MFS general substrate transporter. NCBI's taxonomy places the organism in Eukaryota, Fungi, Ascomycota, Dothideomycetes, Eremomycetales, Eremomycetaceae. The record is from RefSeq and is a predicted model, not a curated record. Bases 1 to 1620 code for a protein of 539 amino acids. Gene Ontology annotation, molecular function: transmembrane transporter activity. The transcript has 2 exons. Gene Ontology annotation, biological process: transmembrane transport.
AUGUCGUCCCUCCCAGUCCCCGGUACGGUCAAGUUGGUCGAUCUUCAAGGCACGUCGAAUCUGCACCACGGGAAAAAUCAGAAGGACAUCAUCUUGGUCCCUCAGCCGACUGAAGACCCGAAUGACCCCCUCAGCUGGUCGUCAAGACGCCGAUUGAUUAGCACCCUUAUUCAGAUGGCGUGGACCUUGUUAGGCUCAGCACACAUCAACGGUCUCACUCCAGCGUACUUGCUCAUCCACGAAGAGACUGGAAUCACAAUUUUUCAACUUAACACCGGCAAUGGGUUGAUGUACCUGCUAUUCGGCUUCGCUAACUUGAUUACUCAACCGUAUGCACUCAACUAUGGUCGUCGUCCCGCGGCCGUCUUCUCAAUGCUUAUCACUUCCUUCCUUGUCCUCUGGAGCUCCUUCAUGAACUCUGCGGCCGAAUGGUAUGCCAACCGCAUCUUGAUCGGAAUCUCUUUCUCCGCUAUUGAGUGCCUGAUUGAGCUGUGCAUUACAGACACUAAGUUCAUCCACGAACGUGGUCUACAUAUGGGCUUAUAUAACUGGGGGCUCUGGGGUGGAGCUUUCAUAGCUCCGAUUCCUGCCGGGUUUCUUGCGGAAGCCGCAGGCUGGCGCUGGAUCAAUAGAAUGUAUGCCGUGGUGGGAUUCCUUCUCACCAUUGCAUGCUUCUUCCUGUUUGAGGAGACCAUGUUCUACCGCCCGCAUGUCGAUGGAAUUGUGGACGCGGAGGACGAUACCAAAAAAGCAGACGUCCGAGCCUUGGCGGAGAAGAAUACAGAUGACGAAAAAGCAUCCCAAUCAUCGGGACUUUCUGUCGAACAAGUCGGCGAGACGUAUCAAGUCAAGAGCUCUGUGCAGAAGUUGAAACUAUGGGGCCACCGCGACCCCCGGCAGCCGAACACCUUCAUGAAAUUUUUCUUUUUGCCUUUCGAACUUCUCCGGUAUCCCAGCAUUGUCUUCUCGGGUAUACUGGUUGGCGGCAUUCUCUCCUGGUUCAAUGUACUGCUUGGUACCAUUUCUUCGGUCUUCGAUGGCGACCCGUACAAUUUCAGUGCCAAUAUGGUCGGUCUUACGUACAUCGCCUGUUUGAUUGGGUGCACGAUUGGUUGCCUGAUCUCAGGGUGGCUCAAUGAUAGCAUUGCGACAUUUGUGGCCCGAAAAAACAACGGAAUCAAGGAGCCGGAAGCACGGUUAUGGGUGGCCAUCGUUCCAUUUAUCCUCCAUCCCGCAGGAUGCGUUUUGUACGGUGUGGGUGCUGCGAAAGGUAUCCAUUGGGUAGGGGUCUGCUUCGGCCUUGGGGUAUUGACAUGCGCAAUUGUUAUGGGAUCUGUCCUCGCUCUGAACUAUUGCGUUGAUUGUUACAAGGAGAUUGCUGGAGAGGCUUUGAUUACUGUUAUUAUCAUCCGGAAUUGCAUGGGAUUUGCUUUCUCAUAUGCAGUGUCGCCGAUGAUCGACAACUUGGGCCUUCAAGGAGCGUUCCUCCUGAUGGCAUUUUUGGGCAUGGGCAUCCAUGGUCUUUCUUUCGUCAUGAUUGCUUACGGCAAGAAAGGGCGAGAAAUUACAGCUCCGCAUUACUGGAAACUAGUUGAAGAGCAUGGCUUCCGUGCGCAUUAGUGCCGACUCUUUGUAUAGAGCAGAUGCUAUUGUGGGAGAGGGUUCACUUCUCUUCCUACCACUGGGGUGUUCAAUCACAC